Molecule: messenger RNA, 2474 nt
Organism: Moneuplotes crassus
Lineage: Eukaryota; Ciliophora; Spirotrichea; Euplotida; Euplotidae
Source: the annotation of a GenBank genome assembly
AUGGAGGAGAAUACUAUAGAAAUUGGUUCAAUCCAUAAACCAAGAUCAGAAGCUGACGCUUAUGUUGAGAUAACUAGUUCAAGUAAGAAAAUGGAUCCUAAUGAGAUUGAUCCUGAAGAGAGCGGGACCUCUGCUAAUAAAAGCCAGAUAAAACAAAUAUUAGGCAUGGAUAACUCAUUAGGACUUGGUCUUGAAGCUCUUAGAGUCCAACUUGCUGAAGAGCAUUUUAUGGAUUGAGAUACAGAGAAAGAUGCCCAAAUUGAAUUCUGAUCUCCUUCUACCCUCAAAAUCGACACUGAUGAGAAUAAAGAGUCUAUUAUUGGAGGUGAUAAAGGCGGUUCUUCAAUUGUGCGGAAAAAUCAAAAUGCUCAGAAAUUUGAGUCUGAGAGUGCAUUAAUGCCCAGAAAGCUUGACUUGAAGAUUCAUACUAAUAUCAAUGAUAACUUUGAGAUUCUUUCAUCUCAGAAUUCUUCAAUUAUUUCCAGAGUAGUUGAAGGAGGUGAUAAUGUUGAGAAUAUUAAUCAACAAAAUGUUCAGCAUAACUUAUUAGAGGCAACAGGUGAGACUUGAGUCAUAUUCUGAGAUAUUAAAGAACAGACUGAAGAUUCAGAGAGUAUUGCAAACAAUGAAGAGUAUUUCGAAAAAGCUGAUUUUGGCAAGACUGUUAGCUCUAAUUAUCCUGAAGAAGUUUCUGAAGAACCAACAAUGAUUAUUCAUAAAUAACAUACCUUCGGCUGACAAUAUGAUAAACUUUGGUCAAGAUUCUAAACAAAGCGAGGAAUCAGAAAAAUCUGUUAAAGAAUUCAAAAGGAAAAGCAGUGUUUCUAUAAUAAAUGAUCCUUGCUUAAAAGCAGAGAAUUUUAGAAGAGUUGAGUUAACUUCAUCAUUUAAAAGACUGCCUAAGAUUCCACAUAAAUCUGGUCCUUACCAACAGUGCGAAAUUGAGCUUGUAGAAAGCCAUAGUCAGAGCAAUAGUGGACAGAAAUCCAUCAGUAUUUUCAAAAGAAACAAGACACAGAAAUCUUCUUCAGGUAGUAGCGGAAAUAGUGGAGAGAAGAAGAAUGUAGCCAAGAAUACAGUGAAUAAUCUCAAUAGGAGUGAUAUGAUGACCACUCCAAAAGAAAGAGACAUUGCUCCAAAAGCUUUCAAAAGAUCCAAGAAAGAAAUAGCAGAAAGUAAUGCCAGCAAUAGCCAAAAUAAAAGAGGUGAUUUGUUGAAGUACAAAUAAAGAGAAUAAUAAGUUGCAAAGAGAAAUUGAUAAGCUGAAGAAAGCUCAUGUAGAAGAGAUUAAGAGAAUUAGCAAAGAUUUUGAAGAUAGACUAGCCAAUACUAUCAAUGAGAAAGAAAAGGAAUAUGCUCUUAUUUUAGAAGCACAGAUCGUUGAAAAGGAAGAACAGAUUUUAGACACUGAGAGUAGAUUGCAUAGAGAGUAUAUUGACAAGAUUGCUCAGUACCAGGAACUUAUCAAAGAAUUGAAGAAAGAAAAUCAAGAUUUGUAUGAAGAAAAUAGUCUUAAACAAGAAAAACUUGAUGAAAAUGUUUCUACCAUAAAGGAUCUGAAAGAUGUAGUUGAGUCUCAACAGUUGAAAAUUGAGCAUUUACAGUAUUCCAAAGACGCUCCAUCCCAUUAUUACAACAACAAGCAAGGCGCCUUUAAUUCAGAGAACACUCCUCAAGGCUUGAAGAGACCAAGUAGUGUUUCAGGUUCGUAUGCAAGAACUAUUUCGAGUGGAAAUAAAGAGAAUAUGACAGAGAGCUCUCAAGACAAAAAACGCCCCAUUGAUAACUUAAAGGGAUAUUGGGAUAAGAUGAAAUCUAGAAGAAGUUCUAAGACCAGAAACAGUAGGUACUUAAACAAUGUACAGAGUAUUCACUCCCAAAGUUACUCAAAUCUCAAUGAUGGAAAUUAUAACACAAUGAAGAGGUCAAACACUGCUUAUAAUGGGUCACAAGCAAGCUCUUUGCUGUCGAAGGAAGACCGUAAGCCUAGCUAUAGGAAUAAUUUAAUUCCGAUGAAUUAUAAGUCUUCCAGUAGAAAUGACAAUAUUUCUCUCUCAUCAAGAUUUGCAAUGCAAUUGAAAGACAAAAAUGAAGACCAUGAAAUUGGAAAUCUCGAAAUCUGCUCAGAUGGUGGCUCUGUUGAUUCAGAUUUGAGAUCGAAGCUCUCAAGUCUUGAGAAAAACACCUGUAAAAAGAAGAAUAAGCUAAUUACAGAUGUUUAUAAUACAAUCGAAUGAUUUGACUCUACUUACAAGAAAGGUCUUACAGAUGAAAAAUUUGGAAUGGGAGGCCAUACGUAUGACAAUGAAGUAGAAUGGAACGAAGAAGCUAAUGAUACAUUUGAAGAUGAUUCUGCAGACAUUGAUGAUUCGAUGCUUCUAGAUGAAGUAGCAGUAAGUCGAAGAGAAAUCAACUCCAGCUUUAUAAAUAUCAAAAGAAACCAGCCUAUGGAAUAUAAACUUAAAAAGUUCUAA